Anopheles maculipalpis is the source of this 290-nucleotide messenger RNA. Its product is annotated as COP9 signalosome complex subunit 9. Lineage: Eukaryota; Metazoa; Arthropoda; Insecta; Diptera; Culicidae. Bases 71 to 256 code for a protein of 61 amino acids. The transcript has 4 exons. Gene Ontology annotation, biological process: negative regulation of protein neddylation. The record is from RefSeq and is a predicted model, not a curated record.
CGCACAGCUGAUUUCCCUCGCAGAGCUUGUCAACAAAGAUCGUGUACAGUUGCAAUACAACAAUAACAACAUGAAGCCGAUCGUGGUUGCCGAUGAAAUGUUUCCAGAAGGCCCAGGACCAUUUAUGGAUCUAGAAGAGGCAGGCGGAUCAUCCGGAUUGUUAAUGGAUUUAGCGGCAAACGAGAAGGAUGUACAUGCUGAUUUUUUCAAUGAAUUUGAAGAUUUGUUUGACGAAGAGGAAGAGGCACAGAUGUAGAUGACGUUAAGAAGCAUGCCGUGCGGAACCCCCC